Medicago truncatula (barrel medic) is the source of this 1783-nucleotide messenger RNA. Its product is annotated as squamosa promoter-binding-like protein 7. Bases 375 to 1319 code for a protein of 314 amino acids. Gene Ontology annotation, molecular function: DNA binding. The transcript is spliced from 3 exons. Lineage: Eukaryota; Viridiplantae; Streptophyta; Magnoliopsida; Fabales; Fabaceae. Gene Ontology annotation, cellular component: nucleus. The record is from RefSeq and is a predicted model, not a curated record.
ACCACCUCUUUUCACAUACGUGUAGUUUUCUUACUACACCCCCCAUUCUCUCAUCUUUCUCUAUCUCUCUGAUCAAAGAAUAGUAUCCUUUACAGCUUUACCUUCCCAACAACAGUACUUUUAAACCAUCCAUUAAACUCUCUUUCCACUUUUAUACAAACAAAAGAGAUAAUCAAGUUUCUCUUACUUAAAUGCUCUUUCACCCAUUCCACUUCUGUUAUAACAUCCAAACUUCUAAACCUUUCAUCAUUCCUCAAUAUAACCAACCAGUUUCUCUUCACUUCUUUCUUCUUCCGUAUCUAGAAAGUAGUGAAACAGAAACAUAGUAUAGUAGUUUAUUUAUAUAUAGUGAGAGAGAAACAAAAAAGAUAUACAUGGACUUUGGAGGGAACAUGUUCUGUCUAAACAACAGAGACCAAAGUAAUACUAACAAUAACGGUAACAGUAACGGUUUUACUUGGUGUAGUAGUGGUAGUACUACUACUGGUACUGCAUGGAACAUGAAUACUUUCAAUGUUAAUGAGGUAAACAAUUCAGUCUCCGCCGCCAACCGUACUGAGGCAGGUCUAGCUAACGCGCUUAUGUACCUGCCUCAAAAUGAAGGCGGCGGACGACAGUAUCAAAGUGCAUACGGUGGAGGUGUGUCUCGGGGUCAUAUGAUGCCUGAUCCACACCUCACGUGUUUGAAGUUGGGGAAGAGGCAUUAUUUUGAGGAUGUGAGUGGUGGUGGUGGGGUGAUGGGGGAGAAGAAAGGGAAAGGAGGGUAUUGUGGUGGUGGGAAGACGGCGGCGGUGGGAGGUUAUACGGCGGUGACAAGGUGUCAGGUGGAUGGGUGUAACGUGGCAUUGAUGAAUGCUAAGGAGUAUCAUAGGAGACAUAAGGUUUGUGAGAUGCAUUCAAAGGCACCAAAAGUUGUGGUGUUGGGUUUGGAGCAAAGAUUCUGUCAACAGUGUAGCAGGUUCCAUGUUGUAUCAGAAUUUGAUGAUUCAAAAAGAAGUUGUAGAAGGAGACUGGCAGGGCACAAUGAGAGAAGAAGAAAGAGCUCCCAUGAUUCUGUUGGGAGGAAUUCCUCACAAGGUGGGUGUGCUCUCUCUCUUCUGUCAUCUCGGACUGAUUCAUGGCUUUCACCGGCUGACCUCUCCGUAAGAUGCAGUGCUGCAUUAAGCGAAUUGAUAGCAGAAAACCGAGCAUCGAUAAUGGCUAGGCAAUAUGUCUCAGACAGAGACUGGCAUUUGCAGCACCAUGCCGUGGAAGACUACAAAGAGAUCCAAUCCGAGUCCAAUUAUUUCCCACAACAUAUGUUUCCGCAGACACAUUAGUGAUGGUUUCUUAUGGCAAGGAGCUUGGAUACGGAUUUCUCUCAAGUACCAAAGUCAUCGCAGUUAGUCAAUCAAAAUUGUUGGAUGACGAUCAGACGCCUUAUAUAUUGAGUUCUCUUAAAUUUAGUUUAACAAGCUUAACAUAUAAAUCGUCUGAUCAUCAUCCAAUUAUUCGGACUUACUGGUUGUGGUGAAUGCAUAGUAAUGAGACCGUAGAAAUCUUGAUCCAAGAAUCAUGGCCUAAAGUUUAGAGAAAUAAACGUGCCUAAAAGGACACUGUUUAUGAAAUUUUCAACCAUUUAAUAUCCCUAAAAAUAAAAGUUUAGAACUUUUUUUUUCUUCCAGAAUCAGGAUGCUAGCUAGCUGGACUAGUUAGGGUAAUAACUUGUAAGAUUGUAUGUACAUCUCUAAUUGUUGCAAAGCAUUUGAAAAUUUGUAUUGUAUUGAAUUCCAUUGCUUGAGAA